UUGGUGACAUUAACUAAGGAACUCAUGGAUAAUAGUACGAUGCCUUCCAACAAUAGUUUUAGUACUCUUGUCCAAUGGAACAACCGCCUGGCAGUAAUUCUCCUUCCUAACACCGUCAUGCUCUUUGUAUACAUUGUGUUGGGACUUCUUGGUAAUGUAGCAGUCAUCUACAUCUAUAAGUUCAGAUUUCGAAAGUCGUCCGAGGACAGAUUCUUCAUUCCGUACCUGGCAGGUAUAGACACCUUGGCAUGUGUGAUUUGUUCUUCUGCUAAUCUCAUCAUCAAUUUUAAUCCAGUACGCUACCAAGAUGUUAUAUUGUGUAAAACUUUCUUCAUGUUGAGCCAGUUCGCGGGAUCUUCCUCUGCACUGAUGCUGACAAUUAUAUCCGUUCAACGAUUUCAGAGGAUUUGUCGACCUUUCAAACCGAAGAUGACAUUGAGAAAAAAGAGAAUGAGUGUAUUGUUAAUGCUUAUGUUUGUGUUUCUGGGUUCAAUUCCAAGUUUGUUCACCACGGGAAUAGCACCAAUAACUAACACACAUUUAAAUGUUACUGGAUACGUAUGUGCUUCAGUGGAAGUUAUGGGAUCAAAGGUAUUUCCAUUCGUGUACAAUUUGUUGGUUCUGACGAUCUGUGUUGGAAAUCUUAUUGUAUUAUGUUCUCUCUACGUCAUGAUAGGGAAGACCAUAUACGGUCGUGUGAAGUACAGAAGAGGCGCGAAAACAGUGUGCGAGUCUUCGUCCUCCGAAGGUUUUAGUGAAAGCUACGUCAGGAAAUCUUUCACCAGUUUCGAGACUAACAAUAUGGUCACACGUUUGUCACCCAAAAAGUCAACCAGGAAGAUGAAGAUGGCAGGUAACAGACUAUCAUUGAUGUUUCUCGUGAUAACUGUAGUGUACUUGGUGUGUUUUGUGCCUACUUUAACAGCGAUAGUAUGGGAUUCUCUCGAUAUAAAUGUGUGGCUGACUAAAUCUAACUUUGAGAUCAUCGGUUUUCGCAGUGCUUAUUCUUUAUACAUUAUCAACAAUAUUGUUAAUCCAGUCAUAUAUGGAUUCUUUGAUAAGACAUUUCGGAAAGAAAUGUUCACAUGGCUAUCUCAUAUCUGUUACGAUACCCGUAAUUAA
This is a messenger RNA of Ylistrum balloti, 1122 nucleotides long. Its product is annotated as neuropeptide FF receptor 1-like. Lineage: Eukaryota; Metazoa; Mollusca; Bivalvia; Pectinida; Pectinidae. Gene Ontology annotation, biological process: neuropeptide signaling pathway. Gene Ontology annotation, molecular function: G protein-coupled peptide receptor activity. The transcript has a single exon. The record is from RefSeq and is a predicted model, not a curated record. Gene Ontology annotation, cellular component: membrane. The coding region runs from base 25 to 1122 and encodes 365 amino acids.